Molecule: messenger RNA, 948 nt
Organism: Aspergillus aculeatus ATCC 16872
Lineage: Eukaryota; Fungi; Ascomycota; Eurotiomycetes; Eurotiales; Aspergillaceae
Product: putative dephospho-CoA kinase
Exons: 1
Biological process (GO): coenzyme A biosynthetic process
Molecular function (GO): dephospho-CoA kinase activity; ATP binding
Source: RefSeq, a predicted model, not a curated record
CCCCGGAACAACAAAUCCUCACCUCCCAAGGCUCAAACAACCAACCACCACACCUCCUACCUUGCCUUCUACCUCAACCCAAUCCACCAAACCCCCAACACCACAAAUCCCCACAAACCCGAAAAACAAAAGAUGUUAAUAAUCGGCCUAACCGGCUCCAUCGCCACCGGCAAAUCGACCGUCUCCUCCCUCCUCUCCUCCCCGCCCUACUCCCUGCCCAUCAUCGAUACAGACCUAUUGGCCCGGAAAGUCGUCGAACCAGGCACGGAAGGCUACAAAGCCAUCGUCAACUACUUCGGCCCGACAACCCCGGACCUCCUCCUUCCGCCAUCCCCAGACUCCUCGUCCCCCAAUGACACCACCGACCAGAAAAGCGAAAGCGCCCGCCCACUCAACCGCCUCGCCCUCGGGCGCCGCGUCUUCGGCACAACCGAGGACCGCAAACGCGACCGCAUGAUCCUCAACAAGAUCGUGCACCCGCUCGUGCGCCGCGAGGUCUACAAGGCGCUGGCGUACUACUACGUGCGCGGCCAUUGGGCCGUCGUCCUCGACGUGCCGCUGCUGUUCGAGAGCGGGAUGGAUCUGAUCUGUGGGACGGUCGUGGUGGUCGGGGUGCGCGACCCGGCCGUGCAGAUGCAACGGCUCCGCGCCCGCGACCCGCAUUUGUCGGUGGAGGAGGCCGAGAAUCGCGUCCGGAGUCAGGGCGAUGUCGUCUCCAAGGCGGCGCGCGCGGAGUGGAGAGGCCAGCGCAGGGGGUUGGUGGUGUGGAAUGAUGGUGACAAAACGCAGUUGGAGGGGGAGGUACGGCGCGCGUUGGACGUGGUGCAGGCGUCCAGUCCUAGGUGGUGGGCUUGGGUGCUCUUGGUGCUGCCGCCGGUGGGGGUCGUGGCCGCGGUGUGGAAUCUUGGGGUGAAUUUUUGGGGGAGGAGGGGGUGGGAGGCCGGGGAG